UGAAGUCCAAUUGCUGAAUCGCUCUCUUUUGCUGGCAGGUGUUGUGACUGAAAGAGUUCAAGAAGCUCAUCGGGAUAAGUCUGCUCCAAUGAUGAUGCUAUUUCCGGAAGGUACAACUACAAAUGGUGACUUUCUACUUCCAUUCAAGACUGGUGCAUUUUUAGCAAGAGUUCCUGUGCUUCCUGUGAUUCUCAGGUAUCCUUACCAGAGAUUCAGUCUUGCCUGGGAUUCAAUAUCUGGGGCACGCCAUGUCCUUUUUCUUCUCUGCCAAUUUGUAAAUCAUAUAGAGGUGACCAGGUUACCUGUCUACUACCCGUCACAGCAAGAGAAGGAUGAUCCAAAACUCUAUGCUGAAAAUGUUCGAAGGUUGAUGGCUGGCGAGGGUAAUUUGAUAAUGUCAGAUAUUGGGCUUGCUGAGAAGCGAAUAUAUCAUGCUGCUCUCAAUGGUUUGUUUUCCCCAUGCUAAUUCGGAUUGGCCGUCUGUAAAUUCAUUGUAUGAUUCUAUUAUUUAUGAAAAAAAGAUUAAAAGUGAUUUAGAAAAUCUGUGCAGAACAAUUGUUUUAAUUGUCAUCAGUUGACAACAUAUUACCUCAAUGUUGAAGUACAGUGGUGGAGCUAAACUAGCGUUUUCAAAGAAGGGCUGCCUCUGAUGUUUCCACAUUUAGCAGUUAAUAGACAUCCAGGAAGUUGAUAUGUUCGUUUAUGAGAUGGCUUUUAGGUAUUGUGAUUGGUGCUACUUGGUCUUCAAUGUUGAGUUUAAUGCUUAGAAACAGAGGCUGCCUUUGUAUUGGCUGAGAUGCGCUCCUUGACAAGGGACUCAGGAGCGACUCAUCACAUUUCUUAUGGUGGGGUCAUAUCCAUUGGAUUUUUGAGCAAGUGUUUGUUCCUGUAAAUUAGUACUGGCGGGUUCGGCAUUUGCAAUUUUGCAUGAAUUUCUAAAUUAUGACCUCUUAAUUACUGCCAUGACUCAAGGUUCUGAGCUUUAAAAGAAAUAUUAGGGUUCAAAUGCUCUGCAGUGCUGUUCGUUCAAUUGAUCUAUCAAAUUUUGUACUACCCUGGACCUACACAAAAGCAACAUUCAUCAUCUCCGUGUUUUUUGAAGGUCCAAAAAUGGA
Pistacia vera is the source of this 1115-nucleotide messenger RNA. RefSeq names its product lysophospholipid acyltransferase LPEAT1-like. Gene Ontology annotation, molecular function: lysophosphatidylethanolamine acyltransferase activity. The record is from RefSeq and is a predicted model, not a curated record. The coding region runs from base 89 to 466 and encodes 125 amino acids. The transcript has 5 exons. Lineage: Eukaryota; Viridiplantae; Streptophyta; Magnoliopsida; Sapindales; Anacardiaceae. Gene Ontology annotation, biological process: phospholipid metabolic process. Gene Ontology annotation, cellular component: endoplasmic reticulum.